AGCAAAGGGAGCUCCUGAGAUGCCUUAGACGUGCCUGAAAUGCCUCCUGCCACAGGGCAGGCGCCAGCCCGGGUGCAGGGCGAGCCAGAAAUCCGAAAAUCAAAGUCGACCGCUUCUUUCCGGGUCUUUCCUUUCUCCUACACCUCUGUGCCUCUGCUCUCCUCGCUUGGUCCUGCUCUUUUCCCAGUUCCUGGUAGCACUUCCUUCCCUUGGGGCUGGCCUGGAAUGCUGCUGGGAUGUCGUUCAGUGGUGGGAUGCUGCUUCAGGGUGGGAUUCUGCUCCAUGGCGGGAUGCUGCUCCACCAUGGAAUGCUGCUCCUUGGUGGGAUACAGCCCCAUGGGGGAAUGCUACUCCAAAACGGGAUGCUGCUCCUCCAUGGAAAACUGCUCCGUGGUGGGAUGCUGCUCCUCCAUGGGAUGCUGCUCCUCCAUGGGAUGCUGCUCCUCCAUGGGAUGCUGCUUCAUGGUGGGACACUACUCCAAAAUGGGAUGCUGCUCCAUGGUAGGAUUCUGCUCCGUGGUGGAAUGCUGCUUCUUCAUGGAAUGCUACUCCUCCAUGGAAUGCUGCUCCAUGGUGGGAUACAGCCUCAUGGUGGGUUGCUGCUCCUCCAUGGAAUGCUGCUCUGUGCCGGGAUACACCCCCAUGGUGGGAUGCUGCUCCUCCAUGGGAUGCUGCUCCUCCAUGGGAUGCUGUCCCACCAUGGGAUGCUGCUCUACUUUGGGAUGUUCCUGCCCCUUCCUGCCCCCACCUCCCCUCCCAUUCCUGCUGCCCCCUCCCCACGUUGGGAAGGGCCAGGGGAGCAGCCCUGGGAGCCGUGGGGCCGCCCCUUCCCGGAGGUGCCUGAUUCCCUGUUUACACACGGCCUGGGCUCUGUUCCAGGCUGGGCAGUUAUUCCCAGGUCUGCUUCAUCUGCUCCCAGCUCUCGGGGGACACACGCCACCUUUCUGGGCUCCUCCUCGGGUCCAUGCUUUUGUGGAUGUGGCUUGUCUCUCCUUUCUGCUGCUAAACACCUCCUGGCUUUCCCCUGCUCAUCUGUCCUCCUGGGAAACUUUGGGAACCAUCACUUUGGGAAUCAUAAUGUGGGGAUUUAUGUACAAAAUGAGCUGGGGGGGGGUCAAAAAGGGGUUUAGGGGUCUGUGGUGGCCCUGCUGAACCAGUCCUGAAUCAGGUGUGAGCUUUUAAAAAUCCCUGUGGAUCCGGGAGGGGAAAAGUCUUUAGGUACCUUUUGGUAACUCUUUCUAGCCCGUAAAAAAAGUGCUUUUUGUUUUUUCUACCUUUUCAUACUCUUUUUCUAGUUCUUCUAUAGAGAAGGCCAGAUCUUCUCACACUGGACUCCAAACUUUUGGCACCUGGGAAUGUUUAUAAGCCACGAGUAGCCUAGAUGGUCCCAGCCACCCCUAAUUCUCCCAGUUUUGGUCUUUUUACUACAGCUCCUAUAGCUUUAGGAUGAAGGGCGGAUGAAGUGGUUUGCUCUGCAGCUGGUUUCACUCUUGGAGUUACCAGGCAGAGAUGUAAAAACCCCAUCCUGAGUUUCAUCUUUUCUUCUUAAUCUGAUUUAUUGUCACAGAGAGUGAAGCGCAGCCGGGCUGACCCGGGGCUCCCACCCCACCCCACCCCAAAAGUGGUUUGUAAUAAUUUUUUUAACGACUUGCCUAUUUUACAACUCGAAUUCUUAAUACCUUAGACAACAAAAUAAACCUGCAUGAAUAUGGGGGAGCGGGGAGGGGGAGAUUUUGAAUUAACCCAAACUAUUCAUUGAAGGUGUUUUACGUUGCUGGGCUUGAUUUUCUGUUGGUUGUGGUGUUGCCACCGGUGUGCUGCCAGGUAUUUCACCCCAGUAUUUCUAUUCACGCAGAUCUGCCUUUGUUAGCCAAGCAGAGAUCUCCUGCCAAGGUUGUUUCCCCUCCUCACAACAAAAAUCCCACCCAUCCCUCCAUCCCCACGCUGGAUUUCCAGCCUGGCCUCAAACGACAUUCCACUACCCCCAGGCUUUUAAAGAAAAAAAAUAUCUGGAGUACUGGAAAAAGGACUUUCAUUGUCUGCAAAGGUUGCUGGUGGCAAUUCCGUCCAUGGGUUGUCACCCUGCCAGCAGCAGGAUUUUGGGGAGGGGGUGGUUGUAGGUAAAAGCCAGUCGUGGUGUAGCGCAUCCCCAUCCCACAUGGUCUGUGUACUCGUUGGAAAUAAACUUUUGGAUUUGUUUCAA
Motacilla alba alba is the source of this 2203-nucleotide messenger RNA. RefSeq lists its product as uncharacterized. Bases 40 to 1152 code for a protein of 370 amino acids. Lineage: Eukaryota; Metazoa; Chordata; Aves; Passeriformes; Motacillidae. The record is from RefSeq and is a predicted model, not a curated record. The transcript is spliced from 2 exons.